AUGGAUAGUUGCACCCUCGACUGGCCCCUACCCAACAAUACGCUUGCUCGCGCAACGCCACUCGCAACCGGUUGGCAGACACCGCGCUCCCUGGAAUCGGCAACGUCGGUCGAUUCCCAGUUUCACACGUCCAAUGUUUCCCUCUGGGGAGACGUGCGACAGGAAGAAGCCAAGCUGCGGUGGGAUGCAGAAGAAGAGCUCAAGAGGGUAUCCAAGGAGCUGCUCCGGCUUCAAAAAUGGGCACUAAUCACCGGCCUCGUGGUCCUCAACUCGGCCCUCAUCACCAUCAGCCUCCUCCUACCGCAAGCAGUGUACCUGUUCCUGGCUCUGCUGAGCUGCAACACCAUACUCCAAGCCGGCAUGGUUGUGUGCAUCGUGGCCAACGUGGCAUGGACCAAACUUGUCUGCGGCUGUCGAAGCAAGCAGAACACGACGCCUGCAGUCCCGGAAAAAAUGGUCCUCCUGCUGCCGUGCUACAACGAGACCAAAGAGGAGAUAGCCAGGUCGCUGGACUCGUUGAUUGCCCAGAAGGGAAUCGAGCAGCAUCCGCGGCUGGUCUUCAUCGUCGUCGACGGAAACGUACGCGGGCCGGGGAUGGAAAAGACAACGCAGGACUACUUCCUGGAGGACAUACUGGAGCCCGGGACCUCGAAGCACUUCGAGAACGGGUACCGCGCGAGAGACGGGCUGUUCAUGCCGGUCAAGACCCGAGUAGGCCGGUACAAAGACGUGCCGUUUGUGUUUGUAGGGAAGCGGUACAACCAGGGCAAACGCGACAGCUUGUGCUUUGCGCGGUCCUUCCUGUACCACUUCAAGAGGCGGUCCGGCACCGCCGUGACAAUCUUCAACAAGGAGCUGUUCGAGCACCUCGGCAACUGUCUGCUGGACAGCGGCCUCGCCGACGUCGACUACCUGGUCGGCAUGGACGCCGACACCGUCUUUGACGAGUUCUGCGUCGUCGAAAUGGUCGAGACGAUCCGGAAGAACCCCAAGCUCGUCGGCGUCUGCGGCCACGUCUGCGUCGACUUUGACGGGCGCAACUUUGGUCUGUGGUCGCUCUACCAGUCGGUCGAGUACUCCCAGACCCAGGGCCUGAGGAGGAUGUUCCAGUCGAGGAUCACGGGCAAAGUCAACUGCCUCCCCGGGUGCUGUCAACUCAUCAAGGUCGACGAGGCUACGUUUGGGGACGCCGUCCUGCGCGAGCGCUUCGGCUACUGCCCCAAGCCCAACGACGUCAUGACGCAGCAAAUCAUGGGCAACUACUCCGAGGACAGCAUCCACGCGUCCAUCAUAUUCAGCCUGUUUCCCAAGAAGCAGACGGCGCAGGCGCUCCGCUCCAAAGCCUUCACCAUUGUCCCGCAGACGUGGAAGGUGUUUCUGUCUCAGCGCAAGCGCUGGGCGCUGGGGAGCAUCUCCAACGAGUUCGUCAUGAUCUUCCGGCCGGGCAUCAUCCUGGUUGAGCGGCUGCAAAGCGUCAUCGCGGUCAUGACGUGGGCCAUUACGCCCUUCAUCAUCUCCGCCGUGGCGCAGCUGAUCGCCCUGUUUGCGAGCAAGGGCGCCAAAGUGUUUGAGGAUGGGAUAUUCGUCGGCUUAAUCUCCGUCCUCUGGGUCAGAUACGUGAGUUUCCCCCACUCGUCGGCACCGGAGCAUGAGGCUCGGGGUUAG
This is a messenger RNA of Metarhizium album ARSEF 1941, 1665 nucleotides long. Its product is annotated as Fungal chitin synthase. Bases 1 to 1665 code for a protein of 554 amino acids. The transcript has 2 exons. The record is from RefSeq and is a predicted model, not a curated record. Gene Ontology annotation, molecular function: chitin synthase activity. NCBI's taxonomy places the organism in Eukaryota, Fungi, Ascomycota, Sordariomycetes, Hypocreales, Clavicipitaceae. Gene Ontology annotation, cellular component: cell septum; cell periphery.